AUGACGCAGCAAUACGCCGCCCAACAGUUACAAGGUUUUAAUAAUCGCAUAGAUACUGUUGCCAUUAUCGGAGCAGGCGGGCAAAUUGGUAGAUUCUUCACCAAACAUAUCCUCAAAACUGGAAAGCAUGUGGUCACAGCUAUUACACGGCCUGGCACCUCCCAUGCUUUCCCAGGCGGCGUAAAAGCAGCCGCUAUCGACUACAAUGACGAAGACUCUCUCGUCUCAGCUCUGACGGGACAAGAUUUCCUCAUUAUCACUCUGUCCCUCGCUGCACCCCCAGAUACGCACAGCAGGCUAGUUAAAGCGGCGGCGAAAGCUGGUGUCCCAUAUAUCAUGCCGAAUGCUUAUAGUAUCAAUUUCUACGACAACGAAAUCCUUCAACGGGACAUUCCAGUGGGCCAGACUGUCCUCGAGAGGAUCGCCGAGGUCAAGCAGCUAGGAAUCAACUGUAUUCCAGCCAUGGUCGGCUUUUGGUAUGAAUACAGCCUUGCAAUGGGCGAGGACACCUUUGGGUUCAAAUGGGCCAGUCGCCAGGUCACAUUUUACGACGAGGGCAAGAAGUCCAUUAACUGCUCUACAUGGGAUCAGUGUGGCCGCGCAGUGGCUGCUUUGCUCAGCUUAAAGAGACUGCCUGACGACGAAGACGAUAAGUCGGUAACUUUGUCUCGGUUCCAAGACCGACCACUGUUUGUGUCGAGCUUCACUGUCAGCCAGAAAGAUAUGCUAGAGAGUGUGAAAAGGGUGACAGGAGCUACCGAGGGAGAAUGGAAGGUGUCUUACCAGCCUAGUAAUACUCGGUAUAAGGAGGGCUUGGAAGAACUGUACCGGGGUAAGCAAACAGGUUUCUACAAAGCGAUGUAUGCCAGAGUGUUUUAUCCCAGCGGCGACGCGGACUUUGGACCAGACAACAUGCUUCUUGGACUACCGGAGGAGGACUUAGAUGAGGCGACCCGUAGAGCGAUUGAAAUUAGCGAAGAAUUUUGA
Molecule: messenger RNA, 987 nt
Organism: Talaromyces atroroseus
Lineage: Eukaryota; Fungi; Ascomycota; Eurotiomycetes; Eurotiales; Trichocomaceae
Exons: 2
Coding region: 1-987 (328 amino acids)
Source: RefSeq, a predicted model, not a curated record